Aphis gossypii (cotton aphid) is the source of this 941-nucleotide messenger RNA. RefSeq lists its product as uncharacterized. The coding region runs from base 90 to 557 and encodes 155 amino acids. NCBI's taxonomy places the organism in Eukaryota, Metazoa, Arthropoda, Insecta, Hemiptera, Aphididae. The record is from RefSeq and is a predicted model, not a curated record. The transcript has 4 exons.
UGUUUUUAUCGGUUUAUCCUGUAUAAAUAGUAGGUAAUUUUUUCUAUGGAUACGUAUUAACAAUUUAUUCGUUCGAAUUCACUCCUAAGAUGAAGACAUCAUAUUUUUGUGUUCUCCUAAUGUCGGUAUUAGUAGCCCAGAUUUCAUCUGAGGAGAUUUCUGAGCUUGAUAGAACGGCAAUGAGCUUAAUAUAUUCUUUGGUUGACAUUGUAGAAAUACCAUAUAGAAAAUUUGAAAAUGUUUUAAAUCCAUCGGUAGCUGGUGAAAAAAAAGAACCAUUUUUAAAAGAUGUCCUAGCCAAACUUAAUCAGAAAAAAGAAGAAAUCGAAAAGACCUACUUGGAAUCACUAUCACCGGAAUUAAGAGAAUUCAAAAAGAAGAAAUUAAUCGAGUAUGCCAAUAAUUCGCAAAGAAUAGCUAACUCAAUUCGGGAUACUAGUAAAGCAGCCAGGUUGAUGAUAAAUACAUAUUUCAAUACCCUACCAAAAAAUGUCCAGAACAAAAUAAUUGAUUUGGGAAAAGAUCUUAAUAAUAUUUUACAUAAAAUAAAGGCAUAAUUCAAAAAUGAAUCUCCUGCUGAAGAAAAUACAUAACUCAUCUUGAUCAAAAUUCAAAAGUAUUUGUAAGAACCAACAAAUCAUGUCGUCAAUAUUAUAGAAUCUUUUUAAACUAGGUACCUAUACCACCUACGACUAAUGAUUAUGGAUUCAUAAUUUUAUUUUUUAUUAUUGUUUUAUUUAUUUAACUAUGUAUAUUUUCAUCUAACCUUCUUCAUCGUUUAUAAUGAACUCAAAACAUUAAAACAACACCACUAUUAUAUUGUAAUAUGUAUGUAGUUUAUUAAUACAUAUUUAUAAUUAUUAAAUUAUAACUUGUACACAUAAUAUGAUAUAUCUUAAUAACUAAAAUAUUUUUUAAUAAAAUAUAAUAACAUAUUUAUA